This is a messenger RNA of Brassica napus (rape), 682 nucleotides long. RefSeq names its product CLAVATA3/ESR (CLE)-related protein 27-like. The coding region runs from base 212 to 490 and encodes 92 amino acids. Lineage: Eukaryota; Viridiplantae; Streptophyta; Magnoliopsida; Brassicales; Brassicaceae. The transcript has a single exon. The record is from RefSeq and is a predicted model, not a curated record.
UCCAAAAUUUGCAUGAAAGCCACUCUCUCUUCUGAGUUUUUUUCCGAGUCUCUCUCUCUCUCUCUCUCUCUCUCAGCUUCAGAAAUAGUUACAGAAGAUAGAUCUUACCCAAAGAAGAGACACAAAGAGAAGAGAGAGCAAAAAAAAAAGGAUGAUUAGGUUUAAUCAAGAAGACAAGCACAAGCUGUAUGUUAGGGUUUAGGUUUGGGAUAUGACUCAUACUCAAAUAUGGAGAAGGUCCUCUCUAUUAAUGGUGUUCUUCCUUUAUUCUAUACUGUAUCUCCUUUGUGUAAAUUCCCGGAUAGGGACAAUUCAGGUAUUUCAAGAAACGGCGACGAUGACCACCUCUCCUGCUCCGGCUAAUAAACAAGAUCUGAUGAAGAAGUACUUUGGCGCCGCCAAAUUUACUCCGGUAGAUUCUUUAGCCCGAAAUGGGAUCAGUGACAGUAAAAGAACGGUACCAAGUUGUCCGGAUCAUCUCCACAACUAGUAGAAGCAGUUUCUUGAUAUUUUGUUUUAUUUUAUUUUCUUGUUCCUCUUAUAUUCAUAUAUAUGUAAUGAAUCAAAAAAGUUCAUUUACUCAAAAUUCCCACGUUCUUUUUCUUUAAUGUAAGAAAAAACGAAGGUAUUUUGGAGUUUUUAAUCACUAAUCAAUAAAAAAUAGUUAUAUUUACCAGGUAAA